This is a messenger RNA of Cylicocyclus nassatus, 2814 nucleotides long. NCBI's taxonomy places the organism in Eukaryota, Metazoa, Nematoda, Chromadorea, Rhabditida, Strongylidae. The record is from the annotation of a GenBank genome assembly.
AUGGCUGAGCUAGAGAAGGGAGGAGUUUUGCGAAGUAAAGGGGGCACAGCGAUGAACGCCCAAAGCAGCCGAUCUCAUGCGAUCUUCACUAUAACUCUGGAGAAGUCGGAUAUUAGCGAUGAACAAAGCUGUUUCACAGCAAAACUGCACUUAGUUGAUCUCGCAGGGUCGGAGAGGUUGAAAAAGACACAAGCUGAAGGCACUCGAAUGAUGGAGGGUAUACGUAUCAAUGAGGGUCUUCUGGCGCUCGGCAAUGUAAUCUCUGCUUUGUCAGAACCGGGAGGGAAUCGGCAUAUACCUUACAGGGACUCGAAAAUAACUAGAUUAUUGCAAGAUUCACUCGGCGGUUAUUCUUACACACUUAUGAUUGCCUGUGUCUCACCGGCUGACUCAAAUGCAGAGGAAACAUUGAGCACACUCAGGUAUGCUGAUCGUGCAAAGAAAAUCAAAAAUAAGCCCAUUGUCAAUGUCGAUCCUGUUCAGCAAAGGAUGCAGGAGCUCAAAGAGAAGGUAGCUUCUCUAGAAAGAGAGCUGGCAGAAGUCCGCAUGGGGAUUGCACCUUGUUCCGGGGAUGGCAGUUUGAGUUCGAUUGAAGCUGCUGAGUUGAGGUCUGCACUAGCAGAAAAAGAACGUCAAAUGAACGAAGCUCAUGGAAAAACCGCUGAGGCUAUUUGUCAGUCUCCUCAAUCAACUCCAACAUGUGAGUCACAGAAGGAACGAUUCAAAACCGUCGUGAACCAAACAAUCGAAAUGAUAAGGAACAGUGGAGAAGUGGAACAACAUGACCUCGUCCAGCAAAUAUCAGAGAUUCUUACCGAACAAGUUUUGGAUGAAGAGGAGAAAGACCCAUCAAUAGCAAAGAUCCACCAUGCAGACACUGAUGAAGAAGGCGCUAUGGAUGAAACAUUCAGCAUAAAAUUUGUUGACCAGCAAGCUUCUUUGAACAAAGAGUUAGAAGAAGUAAUGCGCCAAAUAACAGAUAAGGAAGACAUUUUGAGAAAUACUGUGGAAAAUCAAAAGAACGUUGACGAGCUCUUGAAAAGACAUGAGCAAGAAAUGGGCGAGUUACAAAAACGCAUAGAUGCACUUUUAGCUGAAAAAUUGAAGUUAGAAGCAGACCUCAAGAAGUUCUCUGUAAACAAUAGUCUAUGGUUGGCGGAAGAACGAAGGAAAAAAUUGCAAGAAAUGGAGAAACAAUUGGCACUGUUCCGCAAGCAGAUGAAUGAUAUGAAGCGAUUGGAGAAGCAGAGGCAACAAAGUGAGGAGAUGCAGAAACGAAUGCAAGCGGAAAUCGCGGAAUUAAAAAAGGCCAAAGUCCGGAUGGUCAAGCAACAAAAAGAAGAGGCUGAGAAAUACCGCCAGUGGAAGAUAAAACAUGACAGAGAGCUUCAUCAGUUGAAACAGAAGGAACGUAAGAGGGACAUAGAAGCUGCACGGGAAAAGCGUGUGCAUGAUCAGCAGAUGAUGGUCUAUAAGCAAAAGUUGGAAGAUGCCAGCCGAGUGAACAAACGGCUGCAAGCUCAAAUGGAGAAAGCUGCCGCAUUUUCUCGUGAGAAACCAGAAAGUGAAAAAGCGUUGAAGAACGCGAAACACUUCAUUGAAGCUGAACUUGCUCUCAUCGGUAGCUCUUACGAGGCGGAGCUGAUGUGCCAGUCGCUGAAAGAUCAAAGACGUCAGCUUGGUAAGAAGAGGGCUCGUUUGCAACGUGAAAAAGAUGCCUAUCAAACUGAACCGUUACCCAAGCGUCGUUCUACUGAACAAGGAGAAGCUUACCCCCCAGAAGUGGAAGAAGCUUUGAAAAAGAUUGAUGAAGAACUCAAAAAUAUAGAUCAGCAGCAGUUGCUUUGCAGCCAUGAACUGGACAAACUCCAACAUGGAUGUACUGCCAUCAAUAUCGAGAGCAGAGGCGAAACUAGAUGGAAAGAUUUGUACACCGUUGUUGCUGCUCGCCUUUACUUGAAAGUCCUAUUUGAUCAGGCUGCACAUGAGCGAAGAACAGUGAUCGACAACGAAAAGGAGAUUAAACAUCUGCAAAAAAGGAUGAAAGAAUUUGAAGCUGCUAUGCGUGAUAUGAAGAAGAAACAUGAAGACCAGCUCAAUGAAGUGAAAGAAAAGAAUAGAAGUUUACCGACGGAGUACGACAAACAGAAGACCGAAGCUGAAAUGCAUUCAACGUCUUCUUCUUCUUCUUCUUCUGCGAAACCGAAGCGUCUAAGCCGAUCGCGGUCUAGAUCGUGCAUCAGCCCAUCAGUAGUGAUAACGACGGAACUAGAGAAACGCACUCGUGCAAACCGCGCACGAAUUCAUCGGUUUGGGAAUGUGAUUCCAACUGAUGUAAUCGAUACUGAGGACUCGGAAGAAGAGGAGAGUGUUGCAGAUACCUCGUAUCAUCCGAAUUUUGAGCACCAUACUCAUCAUGGUGAAAAGAAGAAGACAAAGCUUAGUGUAGUUACCGAUCUAUUUCCUACACCGAACCUCACGCAUAUUCAACAUGAAAGCACUGGUGAAGGCGCGAUGUCUCCACGAAGUCGACGACAGUCUAGGCUUCUACAUCAUCCUCCUGCUCCCAUUUUUCAAAAAGAAAGAGAAAACAUAUGCAACGAAACAAUUUUGUUGGAUUCGGAUACUUCGAGCGCUACAGGCCAUCCGGGGGACCAGCAGUCCGCGGAGGCGGCUGGACCUGGCGGCUUUCGUUCCCCCACCCGCCAUCCGGAUGCAGGGGAUUGUGCUCCUGAUGAUCCGAAUCCGCUAAGAAAUGCGACUCUCUUGUCUGGCCUUGUUCCUCAUCUGGAUCCCGAUUGUGGCCCAUUGUAG